Molecule: messenger RNA, 2205 nt
Organism: Danio aesculapii
Lineage: Eukaryota; Metazoa; Chordata; Actinopteri; Cypriniformes; Danionidae
Exons: 8
Coding region: 56-2062 (668 amino acids)
Source: RefSeq, a predicted model, not a curated record
GGACCUCUGCUUCUUCAAUUGCUUUUACAAGUUUAAGAAAAAACCUGGGGACAUCAUGAGACCUUUGCUGAUUAAUUUGCUUUUUCAAGGUGUUCUACUCUAUGGUGCUCUCGGAUGGGAUGUGAGAAUGCCAAGAGACAUUCAUGGUCUUCGCGGUUCCUGUCUGGUGAUUCCAUGUUCUUUCAGCUACACAUUAUACCCACCUGAAAACCCACGUAGGAUUGUGUGGUAUCAGUGGGUCUCUAGAGGUUAUCCUUUAGUCUAUGAUUCAUGGUAUCCAAAUGAUGUCAUUUACAAGUUCAGAGGAAAAACAUAUUUAUAUAUAUACCCACAUGAGGAUUGCAGUCUGCGGAUUGAUAAACUAGAUCACUCUCACCAUGGAGAAAAAAUAUACGCAUGGAUUGACCCUGAAAAUGUUGGAAGUAGCACUUAUGCAUUUUAUGAUGUCACCUCUACAAUCUUUGUUGAUGAAGAUCCAGAGGACCCCAGCAUUGAAAUUCAUGGAGGUGAUAGGAUGGGUGAAUACAUCACAGUAGUAUGUUCGACCUUUCAUACGUGUCCAUACAGUGAACCAAAGAUCACUCUGAGUGGCAUAGAUGGAAAUGAAAAAAUAAAGGAUGAAGAAAUUAAAGACGGCCUGUGGAAAACCUCUCUGACGCGCAGAGGUGUUGUAAAGACAGAAAACCUCAAUUUUCAUUGUUCAGUAACACAUUAUGGGGACAGAACAGCGAGAUCUUCAAUGUACAAAAGUGCCAAAUGUGUUCAUCAAAAAAUAAUGAUUGAGCCUGCAAUUGGAGAUGUCACUGAGCAUGUCCCGCAGAUCUUCACCUGUACCGUCUACCAUUCCUGUCAGAAUGAGAAACCAACCAUCACAUGGAACUUCAGGGACAUGCAGAUCUCAGAGGGGAGAAAAACACUUUCUGGUUUAAAUCGGGCCACCUAUUCCAAAAUAACCUUUGUGGGUAAAAACAAAGACCAUGGAAACAAAUUGACUUGCAAUGCAAGGUUUUCUGGAGGAAGCACUGAAGCUUCUGUCAUUAUACGAGUACAGCGUGUUCUGCUGUUUGAUGCUUUAGGAUGGGAAGUGAAAAUCCCACAAGACAUUCACGGCCUCAAAGGUUCCUGUCUGGUGAUUCCAUGUUCUUUCAGCUACAAAUCAAACCCACCCAAAAACCCAAGUAGAGUUGUGUGGUAUCAGUGGGCUUCUAGUGGGCGUCCUUUAGUUUAUGAUUCUUUGAAUGCAAAUAACGUCAUCACGAAGUUCAGAGGAAAAACUGAUUUAUAUGGAAACUCAAACUCAGAUUGUAGUCUGCUGAUCAGAAACCUGGAACAGUCCCACCAUAAUGAGAAAUUAUACACAAGGAUUGACCCUGAAAAUACUGCGUGGACCAAAUACAAACAUGAUGAUAUCACCUCCACAAUCCUUAUUGAUGAAAGUCCACAGAAGCCCAAUAUGGAUAUUAAUGGAGGUGAAAAGGUGGGUGAUAAUAUCACAGUAAUAUGUUCAGCUUUCCACACGUGUCCACACAGCAAACCAAGUAUCACUUUAACCGGUGUUGAAGGAUCUGAUGAAAUAAAGCAUGAAUCCUUUAAAGAUGGUCAGUGGAAAAUCACUCUGACACGAAAAGCUGUUGUAAAGGCAGAAAGCUCAACCAUUGAGUGUUCAGUAUUGUAUUACGGUGGCAUAAAGGCAACAGCUACAACGACCAAAAGUGCCAAAUGUGUUUAUCAAAAAAUAACGAUUGAGCCUGCAAUAGCAGAUGUCACUGAGGGUGUUGAACAGAUCUUCAACUGUACCGUCUACCAUUCCUGCCAGAAGGAGAAUCCAACCAUCACAUGGAACUACGAGAACAUGCAGGUCUCAGAGGGGAGAAAAACACUUUCAGGUUUGAAUCGAAUCACCUAUUCCAAUAUAACCUUUCUGGCUGCUAAAGAAGACAAUGGGAAGGAGCUGACGUGCACUGUUCAAAUGUCUGGAGGGAACAGUGAAAAAUCUGUUGUUUUACGUGUACAAGGUGAGUCAUUUGUUUUUUAUACUCAGGAAAAAAGCACAAAUCUUUAACCUUUUGUACAUCAUUUACUACUAAAUGAUUCAUAUUAGUUAUGUAAAAUGACAUUGCACCAUACAAAAUUAGUUUCACUACACUAACCAUACUUUAGUUUCCUUAUGGCAUUUUAAGUGGAUUGAACAUAAAACAAUUUGAA